GGCUCUCCGCAUUCGGUUGCAGCAUUUUGAGUUGUCGUUCAGCUCGUUCUGUGCAGAAGAGGAUUACACAAUUUAUUGCUACUUGGGUUCUACUUCUGGUGAUCAUUGUAUUUUAGAACGAGAGAGGACUUAGAAGUGGUAUUUUAUCAGGAUGGCGCUGGGUCUGUCUCUGGUCACGGAGCGGACUACUUCCGGGACUCCUGUAGUUGACUCAGAGAGCGAUGAAACCAUCGCUCGCAUUCAGCCAGAUAUUGGGAUCGUUCUGGGGGAGGGACUUAUUGAGGAGCCUGGAACACUAUACGUAACCACCAGGCGCUUGGUCUGGUUAUGUGACGGCGAUGUUCAUAAGGGCUAUGCUGUUGAUUUCGUUGCACUGACAAUGCAUGCUAUUUCUAGAGAUGUUGAAGCUUAUCCACAGCCCUGCAUCUAUACUCAGAUUGAGACAGGCCAUGAGGAGGAUGCGUUUGAAGAAGAUGCAGAUGAUGCAGAGGAGCCUCUUCCGGAUGGAACGAACGGCUCCCCGAACGAUUUGUCUCUUGUUACAGAGAUGCGGCUUGUUCCAAGAGAUCCCAGUGUCCUGGAUCAACUGUUUCAAGUUCUAUGCGAUAUUGCCCUGUUGAACCCCGAUCCUGAAGUUGAGCAAGAAGGGGAAGCGGAGUGGAUUUUUGACUCAGAUGAAGUGAAUGGCAAUGGGAUUGGGGCCAGCCCUAGGAAUGAUAAAACCGAUCGAAACGUAGACCUUGCGCAGUUCCUACAUCAUGAUCCACGCUUCGACGAUGCUGUGGAAGAUGAUUCCGACGGUAAAUGAACGACAAAAUCUGCAAUUGGCAGCAGUGAAAAUCCCCCCCCCCCCCCCCACAUCGAAUCUCAGAAAAACCGUUUGAAGUAGGGGUAACUAGUUUUGGGCAGUGGCGGCAUCAGUCGAGUCUUCAGCAAGAAUGGCAACACAGAAGCCACACACCCACACUUAUUUUACAUGGAAUGUUACAGAUGUAGAAUGAUACACCAACUUUCUUGUGGAUAAGACUUUUGCUCGGAGAUUUUGAAGAUCUGUUAAUGGUGAAAGUGGUUCGUUUCCGCCUCUGAAAAUAGAAUACCAAUGUAACGGAUUGUUGUCCCGAGGUUUUAAUUACAUCAUGUACUGACCAGAAGUGGCAUUUCCUUGAGAAAAAAGCACACUUCAUUUCAAAUUCCCCAGCCAAAAAAAGAAAAUUACAUGUAUUUAAAACUUA
Physcomitrium patens is the source of this 1232-nucleotide messenger RNA. Its product is annotated as chloride conductance regulatory protein ICln. The record is from RefSeq and is a predicted model, not a curated record. NCBI's taxonomy places the organism in Eukaryota, Viridiplantae, Streptophyta, Bryopsida, Funariales, Funariaceae. Gene Ontology annotation, cellular component: plasma membrane; methylosome; cytosol. Gene Ontology annotation, biological process: mRNA cis splicing, via spliceosome; cell volume homeostasis; spliceosomal snRNP assembly.